Molecule: messenger RNA, 2232 nt
Organism: Hypoxylon fragiforme
Lineage: Eukaryota; Fungi; Ascomycota; Sordariomycetes; Xylariales; Hypoxylaceae
Product: acetate-CoA ligase
Exons: 6
Coding region: 94-2022 (642 amino acids)
Cellular component (GO): cytosol
Molecular function (GO): AMP binding; acetyl-CoA synthetase activity
Source: RefSeq, a predicted model, not a curated record
GAUUCCCAUGCUUUCCCAUGAAUUCACCUAAAGUAUCUGAAACAUUGAAAGUCGUGCAAUGCUGACUCAGACCCAAUAGACCCUCCGGCAAAGAUGCUUGAAAAGCAUCCCAGCAAACCUCAUCUCACUGGCCUGGAGGAAUAUCAGCAGUUGUACAAAGAAUCUAUCACCGAGCCUGAGAAGUUUUGGGCUAGAAACGCCAGGGAACUAUUAACGUGGACUCGGGAUUUUGAAACUACCCGUACCGGGUCCCUAGCCAAUGGCGAUGUCGCUUGGUUCCUUGAGGGCCAGCUCAAUGCUUCCUACAACCUCGUUGACCGACAUGCUUUCAAAGACCCCAACAAGGUCGCAAUCAUCUACGAGGCCGAUGAGCCAAAUGAGGGUCGCAACUUAACCUAUGGCGAGCUCCUUCGGGAAGUCAGCAGGGUUGCACAUGUCCUCAAGAAGAUGGGUGUCCGAAAGGGUGAUACCGUCGCUAUCUACUUGCCAAUGAUUCCCGAGGCCGUCAUUGCAUUCCUUGCAAUUUCUCGGAUUGGAGCUGUCCAUUCCGUCGUCUUUGCUGGCUUCUCGGCUGAUUCCUUACGUGACCGUGUUAUCGAUGCGCAGUCCAGAGUAGUUAUUACGACGGAUGAGGGAAAGCGUGGAGGGAAGUUGAUAGGUACCAAGAAGAUCGUCGAUGAUGCGCUUAAACAGUGCCCCGACGUGAAUGGCGUACUCGUCUUCAAGCGCACCGGUGCUGAUGUUCCUUGGACGCCUGGCCGUGAUCUCUGGUGGCACGAGGAAGUCGAGAAAUGGCCCACAUACAUCGCUCCGGAGCCCAUGAACUCUGAGGAUCCCUUGUUCUUACUAUACACAUCUGGUUCAACCGGAAAACCAAAGGGUGUCAUGCAUACCACUGCCGGAUAUCUGCUCGGUGCUGCGAUGACUGGCAAGUACGUAUUUGACAUACACGACGGGGACCGGUAUUUCUGUGGUGGAGAUGUCGGCUGGAUUACCGGUCAUACAUACGUCGUUUAUGCACCCCUUUUGCUAGGAGUCUCUACGGUAGUUUUCGAGGGUACUCCGGCUUACCCGAAUUUCUCACGCUACUGGGACAUCAUCGCGAAGCACGAAAUCACACAGUUCUAUGUAGCACCGACGGCGUUGAGACUGUUGAAGCGUGCUGGCGAUGAUUUUGUCAAGGCACAGAUGCCGAAAUUGAGAGUCCUAGGAUCCGUGGGUGAACCUAUUGCGGCCGAGGUUUGGAAGUGGUACUUUGAAGUAGUUGGAAAAGAGGAGGCUCAAAUCGUUGAUACCUAUUGGCAAACUGAGACAGGCUCCAACGUGAUCACCCCCCUCGCUGGAGUGACACCGACCAAGCCAGGCAGUGCUUCUUUACCUUUCUUCGGGAUAGAGCCUGCUAUUAUUGAUCCCAUUUCCGGGGAAGAGAUUUACGGCAACGAUGUCGAAGGUGUGCUAGCCUUCAAGCAGCCGUGGCCAAGCAUGGCCCGUACCGUGUGGGGUGCACACAAGAGAUAUUUGGACACAUAUCUGAAUGUCUAUAAGGGUUACUAUUUCACGGGUGAUGGAGCCGGCCGUGACCACGAAGGCUUCUAUUGGAUUCGGGGACGAGUGGAUGACGUAGUUAACGUCAGUGGCCACCGUUUGUCAACUGCUGAGAUUGAGGCUGCUCUGAUCGAGCACCACUCGGUUGCUGAAGCUGCCGUAGUUGGUGUUGCUGACGAGUUGACUGGACAAACUGUCAACGCAUUCGUAGCUAUCAAGAACGGCAAUGACGCCUCAGAUGCUUUGAGAAAGGAGUUCAUUCUGCAAGUGCGAAAGAGCAUCGGACCCUUUGCUGCCCCCAAGGCGGUCUAUAUCGUGCCGGACUUACCAAAGACGCGAAGCGGCAAGAUCAUGCGCCGUAUCUUAAGAAAGAUCUUGGCUGGGGAAGAAGACCAGCUUGGCGACGUGACUACACUUUCCGACCCUUCUAUAGUAGACAAAAUCAUCGCUAUAGUCCACGAAAGCCGCAAGAAGUAAUUGUUUGAUUUGGUAGACGGGCUUGACUUGUUAUUGAAAUUCUGAUACCAUUCUGUCUUGGAAUUAAGGGGUUGAGCUGUGUAUGAUCUGGACGUGUUGGACCCGUAUUGUGGCGACUGGGUUUACUCUUUUGAUGCGUCGUGAUCUCGGCACAACUAUAAAUUCGAGAACUAGGUAUAUGUCAGCCGUCCAGACCAUGUGUUUAUAAAU